Molecule: messenger RNA, 31032 nt
Organism: Xyrichtys novacula (pearly razorfish)
Lineage: Eukaryota; Metazoa; Chordata; Actinopteri; Labriformes; Labridae
Source: the annotation of a GenBank genome assembly
AUGUCCACGUCCCCGCGGUGUCCGAGUCCUACCGGCUGCGAUGCUUCGCGCGCCCCUGCUGUAGAAAAAAAAACAGAGAAGGAAAACUUCAGAGAAAUGGCGGAGGGUGCUUCGACUCUCAAAGGCUUACGAGCCCAAAUUGGUAAGAAAUUCUCCGGCACUUGUGGGUUGAAUUUUUCCGGACUUUUAUCUUUUUUAUGUUUUGUCUCUUUGUAAUGUUGUCUCCCAACGGCCGCCGCUCACCGGGUGAUUUGAACGUCGUCCAGCUUUUCUAGCUAGUAACGUUAGCUCUGUGUCCGGUUAUCUGCUGACAAUGGAUGCGGGAAAAUCUCCAACUUUAUCGCGCGUUAAAAUGCUUUUAAACUGCUUUUACACAAAAAAGUUGAUUUCUAUGUGCCUCUAAAAGCUAGGUGAAGUAGUUUGACUCAGUGAAAGUUAAGAGCCACGAGUCAACAGCCAAGUGAGUGAAGUUUAACCGUUGUAUUUUGCAGCCUGAGAGAGAGCGAGAGAGCCGGUUGACAUAUGACGACUUAACUUGUCUGGCGCCUAGCGUACUUAGCAGUGCUUUAGCUUUGCUUUAUCGCUUUGUAAUCACGUUUCAAAACAGAGCUCUAAUGCAUGAAUACAGUAUACCAAGUCAACGGGCAGGAAAUGCUCGAGAAACAGAGCUAACUAGUUGCUUUGUAAUUGGCUUUCGUCUAGAUAGCGGUGGCCAUCAUCAGUGGGGAUUAUUGUCCAAAGUGAUCAUCUCAGGCAGGGUUUUCUCAUCACGUAUCAAAAAGUCUGAUACUUACUGUAGAGUACACUAUAAAUAGUUGUGUGCACUUUUACAGUGGCUCACCAUGCAACAUAAAGCUGCUCCAGUCAUCUAACAUGUUACUUUCUCUCUUUAAUACACUGGUGGACAGUUUUUAUUUGUUGACAUAUGGCAUAACCCCCUCCUCUCAAAAGGGAGGGCGACCAUAACAAUGUCUGACCUGAAUUUCACAUAAUGCAAGAGUGUCAGACACUAUCGCACAUUGAUGUGGGGAGAUUGAAGCUUCAUGCCUUGUAUGAAAUGUCUUCUUGGGCACCUUAUCUUCUCCAGGCCCUGUGCCACAAGCAGUCCUGUCUGUCUAAAAAGCACAUUUCUUGUUUGUGAAUAGCACUAUGUAGGCCAACUGCUGCAGCAAAGUCUCAAUCAAUGCUCGUCUCUCAGACAUGGAUGUUUACUGUGUCUGCAUCUGUGGGCAUGAAUGCACAGUUUGUUAUGACUCCGGCUGCACCCGGGCUCGCAGUUUUUAAUGGUAAAAGCGAGAUUUCUGCAUACCCAACGUGGGUGUAGGCAUGUGUUACUCCUGGAAACAACUGGACCAUAUUUAGUCCAAGUCUUCCUGUUUCUCUUGACUUUUCCAUUCAGUAUUUUCAGUCUGGAAUUCAACAUCCACCCCAUUCUGAGGUUUUAUGAAAAUAUCUGAUGUGAAAUGUUAGCGAUCUAGCUUUGCCAGUAGUUAAAGGAAGUCAUCCUGUGCUUGGCCUCCAGUCAGAGCAGAAGGCUGACAGCGAUAAAAUAAUGUUAGGAAUCUAGCUCAUGUGCACAAUCAUUUCCACAAGAAUGUGAGCAAGGAGAAGUGCACCCCGCUAUUAUAGGGGGAGAUCACACUACUGCAAGUCACACUACAAGGUUAUCCUGAUCCAGGCUCAGCAACUGCUGCUGCUGCAGAGCUGAAAGCAUGACAAGUAUUCCUGAGCUGGUUGGAUUUAACCAAAGGAGGAAAUGGACCAGCCUCAGUUUCACUGUGUAGAUUUGGGUCUGUUUUACCAGAACAAUAUUUUACAGUCUUUACAGUCGCGGUUAAACAUACAAAUCCACAGAUUUGAAUGGCAAAAUAAGUCAAUUUGUAUAGACUGCCACUUAUGCAUGUCUGUCAUUAGAAUAGAAGCAGCCAGAAUGUUCAUUUCUCAUAGUAAAAUAUCCUGUUUACUUUGGAGUUCAUCUCCAUUUUAGACUCUAAAUUACUCACAUCAAUUCAAGUUGUCUGCCGUUUUUGCGUUGGAGGAUAACUUCAAGUUAAAAACUAGGUUCAAACUGUCCAGUUCAUGAGGAUUGGCUUCAGUCCUCAUGAAAUGGAGAUGCUUGCAGAAAAUCAAACUACAAAGCACAGAUCUUAACUGUCUGUGAGUUGCAAUAAUUUAUUUGCGCAGGUAUUUAGGCUACAUAUGGCAGGAGAGGUAAGGUUCAUUUAUAUAUAAGUGGGUACAUAAUGAAUUCAUCAGAUAUUGUUUAAAGCAGCUGUUUGGUUCAGCGCUUUUGUUCUAAAUUGUUUGGUUUUGCAAGGCCUGCCAAACCUAACCAGUUAUUCCUCUGGUUUUUAAGUGUUUUUUUAUCUGUUGUGCUGUUUGUCACAUAUAGUUGACUUUUUUUUUUAGCUUAACUGAAUCAACAAAACUUAUCCAACAGCACAAGGCCUGACCAUGACAUACUUGAUUGAAUCACUCAGAUAGAUAAGGGUCAAGACAGCUGUGCUUAAACUAACAAUUAUUUUCAUCUCCAGUUAAUCAACCAGAUGUUUUAGCCAUAAAUCAAUGUAUCCUGUAGUCUGCUAGAACCCAAAAAGACUCCUCUUGAGGGUCCUUACACACCGGGCCGACGCAAAUAUAUAACGCGAAAUUACGGGGGGGGGGUAUUGACAUCCGAAAUAAUCGCACGAAAAAAAAAACGCUCCCGCAAACAAAUUUGCUUGAACCCAAAGAGACAUCUUCCUCAGACUGAUUCUGUUGGCCAACCAACUGUCCAGAACCCAAAGAUCUGCUGGUUACUGUCACUGAUGAAGUUCUGUGUAAAAAUCUGUAACAGCAAAAGUACAUUUAAAUCAGAUUUAUUCGUUUGUUUUAAAGGCUGAAAAUAAUUAUCCUCCAAUUGAUUAAUUAAUAACUUGUUGCAUCACUAGAAGAACUGCAUUGAUGAUUUAACUCAGAAAUGAAUGUUCUGGUCGUCACAUCCGUUCAAAGACAGUGUGGUCCACCUGUAAGAGGACACUCUCUCGCAAACUAAGAUGUGUCAUCAUUAUCCUGCAAGGACUGCAAAUAGCCGAGGCUUACCUUAGCAUGAACAGGUCUCUAGUAAUCCUGCGGUAGAUCUGGUGUGUAUGUCUGUGCGUGUGUGUGUGCACGUUUGUGAGCGUGCAUCAGCAGUGUUAUCUGAGGACCUAAAAUCUUGAGCCAGUGAUUAGACGCUCUGUAUCCCAGACAGUCAAGGUUUUUUUGUCUAUCGGCCAAGCACUACACAAGAUGACGAUAUAGAGAAUUUUUGAUGUAACAAAAUAAUGCUGUGAACAGGCAAGGUAAGCUGUGUUUCAUUGGAAGGAAAAAGCCCCUCACACUAGUCCCCACUGGAGAAUUGCAGUCCACCCUUUCAUUAAAGCGUGCAGACACUUCCUGUGCAACAAGCUACUUAAUUAUACCAUGCAGCAGUUCAGGCUGCAACACGAAGGAGGGACAGAAAAGAGACCUCACCCACUCUUGCCUCCCAUCUAUAAAAUCAUCCUUUUUGCCAAGACUGCUCAUGUUUUACAGAUUUUGCUUAUUAUUUAGAGACCCAGCUUUUGAUCAGUGUUAGCAUUCAACAACAAGUGCUAUGAUGUAAUCCAGACUGGCCCGCUUCCUGUUCGGGCUUUUUGUCUGGGCUUCAGAGCAGGGUUCAUCAGUAGCCCCCUUGGUGGUCUUUACUGCUGCCAUAAUGACUCUGUAGCCUGAAGGUUGGGCCACAUGCAAUCAAUAUGUAUGUGCUGUACACACUGUUUCCCUGGAUCCUUCAGUUCAAAUGUCUCCUCCUGCAUAAACCUGCUUGAUAACACUGAUAUCAGUAUAACAAAAGCUGCACAUACAAUAUAUCUCCAUUAAACCACUGACCACAUUGAUAAACACGCAUCAAAUUAAUCUUUUAAAAUUAUUAACAUUUUGGAUAAUUAGUCCUACACUGAAACACUAGCUUGUCUAUCUUAAUAUUUUGGUCUAUAUCUAUUAAACAACUUGUUCCUCUGCAGUGUUUCGAUGAGUCACUUCAUGCAGUCGGCAGCAAUGAUGUAUGUUAAUGUGUGCAAAUCUCCAUAGUGAUGGAGUGAUGCGAGACAACUCCACUGAUUGUCCCUUUUCAUUUCUAAGAGCACACCUGGCCCUCUCGUUGUCCUUUCGGAAAACAGCAUCUUUCUUCCCUUCUCACAGAACGGCUCAUAAUCUGGGUACACAAGUUAAUUUUAUGCACAAGAAGUAUUUCGUGCCUAAGGAGAGAGUCUGCAUGGUUGUAACUCAACAGCUGCUUCCUUCUUAGACUCUUGGCUGCCAUACUGUGUUACUAAUACUGUACUUCCUAAAACAGUACUGUGCUGCGUAAAACCUGUCACAUCAUUGCAACAAGUUCUUCUACUACAGUCUUGUGCAUGGCCUUAUUUUCAUGUUGAUACUGUUCAGCAGCUUCUUCAAAGAAUAUAUGCAAAGUCAUUUAUUAUAGGUGCAGCAUCAGCUUGAUUUUAUUCAUAAGAUGUUAUUAUACUGCAUAUCAUACAGCUUUACUACACUGUUUGCCUUUUUUUUUAGCGAUAAAUGAUCCCAUUUCACUGUCUGCGUUCUGACUCAUACAGACCCAAACAUGGCUGAGGAGCACUUCAUUCAUCCAAAGCUGCUUUGUGCAUCACUUAGCAACUGUAGCUCAGUUACACAGCAGAGUGCCUGGUAUGAUACCUGUCCUCCAUCAAGAGAAGCGUGUUGUAGAGAUGAUGCGACCGAAAGAUUAUUACAUUAAAAGUCAAAAAGCUUGCACUUUGUCACUGAACCAUGGAGAAGUAAUACCACAGCAGGUUUUUUUUGGUUUAUGUUCUAAGAGCUGACUGUGUUCAUCCUUGGGUGUGACUCAUCAUGCUUGAGUUAUAUAGUAGUUUUCUUUUACUGUGGAUUUUGAUCAGAUCAUUUAGCCCAUACUUUAAGCCUGUGUGUGUCUCCCCUUUAUACUCUUGAGUAAAAGAGAACGUGUUUGUGUUGUUUGGAAGCCCAUAAAACAUGCAGAUCUACUGUCUGUCAGAUAUCGCAUUUACAGUUGUCAGCUCAUGCAACUUAUUCUGUAAGUAAUGGAGUUUCAAUCAAGAUUUCUCAUUUUGAUCCAAAAUGAUUUUUACCGCAUUAGAAGAUGUUUAUUCAUAAAAUCUUGAGAUUGAUAUUUUUAAUUACCUACUCUCCUAAGGGGGCCUUUCAUUCCACAAGACUAGUGCAGUAAGUUCUGUUCACAUGAGAAGUUGACAGCCGACCUUAAAAUAAACAUGUAGGGACAUGGAAUAAUCUGGAAAGCACAAACCUCUAAGAUAGAGAAGAGCUUGAGGUGAAAUUUUGUAGAAAUAUUACAAACCUCUGGAACCAUUUAUGAAGGCAUCACUCAGAUAUUUAGUCUCACAAAUAUGUCUAAAACAUGUCUCACUUGAAGAAGGCAUUUGUAUUCAUGUUGACAUCCAGCUCUUCCUGUGCUCACAACUUAGCCCAGGCUUUUGCAACGUUUAUGUGCAAGGAUCUAUGUCUGUAUUAGGGCUGCAGCUAUCGAUUAUUUUAGUAAUCGAGUACUCUAUCGAUUAAUCUGUCGAUUAAUCGAGUAAUCGGAUAAGAAAUGUUUUGCUCUCACUGUAAUACUUUGCAUUGAAUCACGUUUGCCUCAUUAAAAACCAUCAGUAACACACAAAACUGAAAUAGGCCAGGUCUUUCAAAUGAAUAUUUUUACUGCAUAAAUCAGGAACCAAAAGUUUUACAUUUUACCAUGUAGUUCACAUGAAACUACUGAAGGCAAGGUCUGCAGAUGGUCUUUUAAUUGCUAUGGUAAUGAUCUUUGCAGUUUUCACUAAACCAGUCACAACUAUUUCCAGGCUUUGGAUCUAAUUUUACUUGUUUAAUUAAUAGGCUGAAAUAAUAUAAUUCUUGGAUACUAACAUAAUUUGACAAGCAAAUGUACAUUUAUUCAAUAUAUAAAAGUGUUACAUUUUGAUUUACAUGUUGUUGUGUGUUGGUCAUUUUGCAGCCCUCUGCUGCUCAUCACACGCCUAGCAGGUGGUGUAUAGCAUUAUCACCAUGGAUACACGGAUGUUUGUGUGAUUUUUUUCAUCCACUGCCGCCCGGUUUGUGUCGUGUAGAUGUUGAUUAUGAAAACACUUCGCAAUAAUUUGGAAACGUGAAGGGGGAGCUGCUGCUGCCCGGUGUUUACGGUAAAUAGACGCAAACACCGACCAAGUGGACGCUUCGGUCUCCGAAAACGCCGAGACAAAUUUACAAACAGCCACUAUUUCAAACAACUGGGCUCAUAAUCGUGAUGUAAACACUUACUUUCUCGCUAGAAAAAAUAUUAUUAUUGAAUGAAUUUAUAUAAUUUGUCCGGUAUGCAGUCGUUCUAUGUAGCUUGUGGUAGGACUAUUUAAAUUUUACCGGCGCUGCGUCCGGCCGGCACGAAAUGCAUUCUGGGGUAUUUAGUAUGUAUGUGUGUAAACGCUCGGGCAGCCGCGGCAUACUCAAAUCAUCUUUGAGUAGUCAGUAGGCAGUAGCUACUGCUUGAGUAGGUAAGUAGAUAGCAGGCAGUAUGCCAUUUCGGACACAGCUUCUGUCUGUCCUCGUUUCCCUCCAUGAUUGAACCAAACGCGCGGCAGCGGAAGGAGCGGAAAGAGCACGCUUCUGCGCAACAGAAAUAACCGUCCGUGUCAAACACCGUGCGCUGCACAUGGUUCCGGAUUUAAACGAUUCCUCGAGGCAUAUAAUUUGCCUCGAGGAAUUUUAUUAAUCGAGUUACUCGAGUUACUCGAGUAAUCGUUUCAGCCCUAGUCUGUAUAGCAUUGAAACUGACUUCAAAAGCCUAUCGAUAUACCCAGACGACACUACAUGUAACCGACGUGCACACAUUUGGAUGAAGUUGCCACUCACAAAUUGUAUGCAGGGGUGACACACAGCCCACCAACUAAAUAGUUCAAGGUUUAUGAUGACACUGCAUGAUGCAUCAUUGUAAAAUUUUCAGUUAAUCCUUUGCACCAGUACCCAAAAGAACUGACAUGAGGACCUGAAAAAUCCCUAUAUUAAUCCCCAAAUUGAAAAUCACAUCGGAAUCAAAUCAACGUAGUUUGUGAUACCGAACCUUAGUUAGCUACAAGUUACUAUUGUAUAUCAAAAAACUACGAUCAAAUCACAGCCGUGCAGUGUGCAUCUUUGACACUGUUUUGCAGUUGAAGUGCUAAAUGAGGAAACCUUGACAGCAGAGCUAAAGUGACCUGUUUAUUUCAACGUGGCAUUAUUAGCUCUAGACUUUGACCCUUGUAAGCUUCUUUGAUGCUUCUGCAGAAUACAGAUAAUUGGAGCACAAUUGACUACCACUUCCUUAUCCCAUCAGCUCUAAAUUGUCUUUGUCUCGUUGCUGGUACCAUUGAUGUCUGUUCUUGUUCAUGUCCAGCUUGUACUCUUAAAAAAUUUGUGAUCAGCCUUUGAAUCCUCAUUCCCAGUUCCUUAUCUCCUCUAAUUAAUACUCCAAUGGUUCAGAUGCACAGAGAUAGCCUAUUAGAUAGUCAGUUGCGGAUAAAACCUUAUCAGUCAGGUUGUGUCACUUGGAUUAAGAAAGAGCUGUUGUCGCUCGGCUUUCAGCAGUGUCAGACAGUGGCGUAAUUUGCAUACCGACAGGACAUGCACGCCAUGCUGUUCUCUGUGAAACCGUGAUCAGUCCCUGUGGUGGGCACAAUCUGAGUGUUUUCCAUAAACAAAGACAACAAAGUAGUAUGUCUUGUUAACCGGGAUGAUGACCUAUCGUGUAAUUAUUCCAGUUCACUUCCGCAGUUCUUGUCCUUAUGUGACCUUGGACCCCUUUAAAACAGCAUUUUUUGUAACUCCUACCACUCCAUCCUACCACCUGCCAGCAUAGAGAAGUAGAGAGAUUGGGUGGAGCAAUGCUUUGUUUCAUAAACUUUACUUAUAAAAGCAACUGACUCACUCACAUACAGUCAGUCAUCUCUGUUGAUAUUAUAAAAUUAUGUUUGAUCUGCGUCACACACCUCUGAUGAUAAACUCUAUUUACAUGAGAACUCCUCGCCACACUCGGCAUAUGAUCGUUGUGCCACCACUGAGUGGACAUGUAGAAGAUAAAAGUCAAUGCCCCACAAUGUUCGUAAUCUCAAAUGACCAUGAGACAAUCAUGUGUUCCCAGGUGCACACACAUGCUUACUAGGGGUGGGAAUCUUUUACUGUCUCACGAUUCAAUUCGAUUCCGAUUUUUUGGUUCAAAACGAUUUUAUUCAUAGUAAUUUCUGACCGGAUUUCUGAUCAUGAUCUACUCCCAUCUGCUGUGCAAGACAGAAUGAUAAAGACAUUAUAGUAUCUUUUCACAUUAAUUAAGUUUUAAGCAUUUAUUUAUGCUUAUGCUUUUUACAAGCAAUAGGCGAUAGACCGGGUUAUUUUUUUUUGCCCGCUCUGAGCUGGUGGAGAGCUUCGUGAAGCUCUGCAGCGUGCGUUGGUCUGUAGCUGGCGGCUGAGUCUGCUCCAUGUCUCUUAUCUCCGGGUGAUGCCUCAUAAUGUGAGCCUGCGCAUUUGUCGUGUUGCCGAAAUGCUUGAUUCUAGUUUUACAAUGUCAGCACACUGCGUGCGUCACGUCCAGCUCAGUGUGUCCGGGCAUUCGGUAAAAUCCGAAAUGACGCCAAACUUUAGCUUGUAGUGAAGACGGGCCCGGCUGGAUCUCCUUUUCCUCCAUCGUUGUAUUUCCCUCUUUGUUUUGGUGCCUUCUGCAAAUGCGUGCGUUCGAGAACCGGCUGCGUGAUGACGUCAGGACGUCCAGCGUAGUUCCAAAAUGGAGGCGGACAGGCAGCGGAUAUUUAUCUUUUAAAAUCGAUUUUGGGACAUUUUGAACAGAAUCUGAAUCCUAGUAAAUUAGAAUCGCAAUUUGCGUCAAUCGUUUUUUUUGGUGCACCCCUAACGUUUACACUCUGUGGUCAUGUGACACAGAUACACCCGCUGUCUACAGAGUUGUUAGUGUUUCUUCUUAUUUAGGCAUUUGAAUGAGGGGCUCAAUUUAAGUGAAUUCAGCUAUGUGUUUAUCACUGUGUAAUUCUGUGACAACAAUCAUUGCAGCUCAUAUCACUGCCACCUAAGGAUCACAAUUGCAAGGCUGAAGCGAUGUAUUGUUCAGCCGUACCAAAGACCAAAUGUAGCGUCAUCUACAAAAUUUAAACUCUAGCUUUCAGAAACAGUAGAGUUGAAAAGUAUAGCAUCUGUUUAUUUGGAGAUAGACACAGUUCUUCUUUCUCUUGAACAGGACCAGAAUACUGCCAGCAGUCACCCCUGCCUUUGAGAGCACACAUGAUCCUGACUCUGCUCACAUUGAAUGAAAGUGUCUAAAAAGCCAAAGGAAAUGGGGCAUUUCUUAUCUUGCCUUCACUCUGAAAAAUGAGGGAGGACUUGUUCUGUGUUUGUACUUUUUGUCCACUUGGAUUUUGCAUUUCUGUCUCAUAAUGUAAGAUCACUUUUUUAUGUGAAUAGAUAUUUCUGUUCUUUACAUUAGUAUUCCACAUCUAUGAAUUUAUAAGAUAAGCCAACUGUGACAUAAGGUUUAGUGUUUGUAAUCCCGUUGAUUUAGGCCUGUGUGUUUGCGCAUUCUGGUGUGACUGCUGCAUAGAUAGCAGCUAGUGUUUUCCCUGAAGAUAACACACGUUAUGGCCUGUUUAAUCAGGCUGCUUGAUGCUUGUAUUAAUAUAUGUCAAUACAGCAUAGAUACUGAAUCUCAGUGGCUGCCAAAUGUAAUCUGUCAAAUUGUAAUGAUGAAAUUCUGAUUCAUUUAUAGCCCUAAGAUUACAUUCAUUUUCAGCUGCCUACUCUCAGACCUGGAUGCAUUUUAACUCAAAUACCACAAACAGUAUAUUAGGGGUGUUAAAGGUACUUUUUUUUUUUUUAUCAACCGUGGCAUUCUUGUGUUUGAGUGCAUACGCUGUGAGUCAAAAACAGCGAAAUACUUGUUCAGUUUUGUUUUCGUCUAUUUUUAAAAAGUAGUUUUCAAGGUUAAGGCAGUGGUUUUAUGUCUUUAUUGAAGAUGGUCAGAGACUUUGAGGACAGAGUCAGAAGUAUGCAUCAAUAAUGGGAGUAUCACAUGACUGAGUAUCGUUUGACACUUUGUCAGCAGUUCUUGAGUGCUGGAUACACACCAACAGCGGAGGAAAGAGAAAGGAGAAAUGCCUGAUACUAGGGCUCAUAAAGCUUAAUCAUAUCCUCAGUGUUUCCUUCCUUUCUGCCCCUGUAUUUCCUAAUCAUGAUUGUCCCUGAGCAGUUUUGGCUGAGGAAAGUCAUUUUAACACUGUGGCGGUCCUACUUGGAGUGUUGGCAUAUUUACUGCUUUGAAAGCAUGCCUACCUGGGUCUGGAAAUGCUUAAGGGUCUAUGGGCAUUGGAUACUGACAGUUUUCUCACUUUGCUGCCAGUGCAGUACAUCAUGCCAGUGUUUAGAUUUGUCAGAAUUGAUCAAUAGGCAAAGAAAAAGUCAUCAUUUUUAUGUGUUGAGAGAACGGUUCUCUUUGUUUUGAUGUCUCACUUAAAGGGAUCAGAGAGAUGCAAUCAGAGUUCUUGUGUAUCUUGUAUGUGCACUGCAGACGCGGUAGUUCUUCUGCCUUCUGAUAAUCAUAAAUGUUCUUCCUUAAGCUGCGGAACUCCGCUGCACUCGGUGAUCGACUUGUCAGGGCUCCCCCACAAAUAAGCAGCUGCUGGAGGAGAGUGGGUGAGAGUGUUUGGUCUCUUUGCCAGAGAGAUCAGGCAAAAUUAAUAAGAUUUUUGAUGGGUAGUACUACGUGCUUGGACCCUAUAUGUACAGUCGAUGAAGUUAGGUGCUGUUCUGAGCAUUAUUAGUGGCUAUGAGUGGCGUUUUGUUUGCGGUUUGUUUAUGGCUCCUCAGACAGCUGUGUAUUGCUAUCGUGCGGUCUUUGCUGAAGUAGGUGGAACUAGAGAAGCAAGGGGUUGACAAAAUUCAUCUCUCUCAGGGGGGUCUAACUUGGUGUUAAGGUGUGUUUGACUAUGGCAUAAACAUAUAUGCCGGAAUAUCCCGUUAACUUUGAAAACGAAUGUAUAUCAGGAAGCUUCCAUGCAUGUUUCUCACAUAGGCUAUCACACCCAGGUCCAAGCUCGUCACAGGAAGCAGUGUUGGGCUGGCUGCACGGUUGACCAUGAGCCCGGGGUUAUGUCAAAUAGCUGAAUAGCUGGAUUGUUCUGCGCCUUCAAAUCCGUUGGAUCUCACUGGAAGUAAAAUUCCUCUGGAAGGCAAACAAAGCAAAAAGAAAAUAGUGCUUUUAAACUAACUGGAGUACAUAAAGCAUUUCUUCUUCCAAGACAACCUUUACUAUCCCCGCUUUGUCAGUCAUGACGUGAUAAAACGCUUGUUCUCUCUGUGUAAUGAGUGUUUUAUAUUUUAAUACAGCUGCAGCUGCACAGGCACAAGCCGAGGAGCGGCGCAGCCUCGCAGGGAAUAGUCCAGGACCAACAACCGCAGCACCAGCUAAACCUCAGGGGUGUAGGCCAGGUAAGUGACACCACACCUUGACACAAAAACAGAUUGGUUCUCACAGGUACUGCCCUGUCACAGUCCUAUUGUCCUUUAUAAUCUGAACCAUUAGAUGCAACACUAUCCACUUCCACCACCCCCAGAGCUUACUGCAGGCAAACCUUAGUCAUCCUGUGCGACUGAUGACAUGGCACAUAAAUGACAGUCACAUGCUUAAACCUACUCCACUAACACAAAGUCUACAUCCCACUAAAGCGCGCUGUAAUCACAAUCAUAUCAUCAAGAAAUAUUUAUAGUAUACAAACAUACUGCAUGUUUAUGUUUACAGUCAUUGACGGUGCCGCAUUGAGGAUAGACGACCGACUGCGAGUGGCAAAAGAGCGGCGAGAGGAAGCAGAUAAACAACACGGUAAGAGUACCAUUCAGUUUCUACGUAACAUCGUUGCUGCAAAAUCUUGCUUCAGCUUCCAUAACUGUUUGUUUAACUGUUGAAUUUUAUCUCGUUAAACUAAGAAUUCAGAGAGCAUAUUUUUAUUUAAAAGGGUUCAAAGGUGUGUUGACUGGUUGCAUUGUUACCGAGGGAAUUUGUCAUAACACUUUUGGAUAGUCUGUAUCACAAAACAACAUGAAAUUAGAUGAAACUUUUCUAACUGUGUGCGCUUUCUGUCCAUUAUUAUGUACGCGUUGUCGUAUGGCCAGCUUUGCGAGAGUCUCAGAUCAUGGAACGGGAGCGCAAAGCAAAGUUACAAGUGGAGCGUCAGAUGGAGGAGCGACAGAAGAAGGUGGAGGAACAGCGAAAAAAGGAGGAGCAGAAACGUUUGGCUGUGGAGGAGAAGAGGAAGCAGAAACAGGAAGAGGAAAAGGUAGCUGCAGCAAUUUUCUAGGAGUCAUGAAAGCCUCACAGUAGUGCCUGCUCAGUUGAUUUGACCCUUGUGACUGAAAUAUUGCAAUUACACUAAAACGAUGUUGUAGAAGAUGAAGAAGGUAUUUUGAGGACUUAGUGUUUAGGAGAUACCAACACAGUUUGAUCUGAUUAUCACAUGUAGCCAAGGGUUGGAUGUUUCUGGUGUUACUAUCAACUUUCACCUCCUCUACUUUCCUCCAUGUCAGGAACACUAUGAGGCAGUAAUGCGCCGGACAUUGGAGCGUAGUCAACGUGUUGAGCAGAGGCAGAAAAGAUGGUCCUGGGGAGGACUUUCCACAGACUCUGAUGGGCGGACAGGUAGAAGUCUCUUCAUUCAGCAAAACUUUAACCUCUUUCUUCUUUUCACCACGUGUUCUAUUUAACUUUAAUUAUUAACCACUAUCUAAUCAAAGACCCAAUUAAGGGAGGGAUAACCCCAAGUCCAAAAUUCUACUUAAUGUGAAAUGUUCAUGAAAACAGAUUUUGAUGAUUUGCAAUCAUGGAAACCCUACAUUUAAGUUAAAAUACAACAACUUCAAAUGUUGAAACUGAUUAUUUAUUUAUUGUUUGUUUUAUGAAAAAUAUAUGCCAAUUUUAUUCUUUAUGUGAGUUAGACGUUUCAAGAGUUGGGCAUUUUUACCAUUUCAUACUUAUACCCACUUCCUUGUUUACUGGUGUUAAUCUACAUAAAUAUGUAUUUGAAAUUACUUUAAUGAAGCCCCUCACUUGAACACACUCAACGCUAUCUGCCAUGCAGGCAGUGUUGAGUGUGUGUGAGUGUAAAUGGGCAGUCACGGUGCUGCUACUGUCACCAGGAAAUGGCUCGAUUAGGCGAGACAGAUUCUGAAACAUUGUUCUCCUCAUCCCCAUUUAUUUUUGUGAGGGGCCCACAUAUAAACGGCUAAACUAACAAGACCAGGGAGUGUUAACUCUCUGUUUCUACAUGAACGACACAGUUACAGCAUAGUGAUGCUAAAAUGAUAUGCAGAGGAAGACAAUAAGAAUUUACUAUCAUGGAGUAUUGAGAAUUUUUGACAUUGACAGAAAUGAUUGAUUAUAUGUAAGAAAGUCAGUUGCUUUCAUCAGUGAAGUUAAUGGAGUAAUGGGCCACCUCACCUGAGCUCUCUCUUAUCUCGCUACAUCUCCACGUGGGUGUCAGAUCUGCUAACAAGGCUGAACACAAUGGGUUAUGAGAAGAAGAGGGAUUUGAGAGGGAAGUGUUGAACUAUUUUCUCACCGAAUGGGUGACUUGGCCUUUUUAGAGUGCCUGUUUUAUACCCAGCCAUGUUUAUAUUCUAUUGCAAGUAAAACUAUUUGUUGUUUUUUAGCAUUAAACCUAUUUCAGUGUUUUAUUGCCCUUGUUCCUUGCUCUUUCAUGAGGUGUUGCUCAGAUCAAAUUCAAACUUGGCAUAUGUUUGUCAUAAAGAGCAUUAUUUUGCAGUUUCAACAUUCGAUUUGUUGUCUUCGGACCCAUUUCUUCAGAGUUACCCGUUAAGGUGUUUAAAAGUUAUUAGAAGCUGUUGUUUUCUGUAAUGUUUAAACUCUUUGAAUUGUGGCUCCUGCUUUAAUAACAUUUGUGUUUGUUUUUGAUCAGCCCUAAAGCUUAGCUCAGUAUUCUACUCCCAAGCAAUAAAGGUUCUUUUUUCAGUCUGCAGCAUUGGUAAUAAUAAUAAUAGUUCUGUUAUGUUUGUAGGCUGUCAGCAAUUCUACAUUUAUAGCUUUGUUGUGCCAGAAACAGAUAUUCAUAUUUAUUGAGAACUGAAGGAAGAAAAUGUGGAAUAUAACUAAUUAUAGUCUUAUUAAAACCACUUUCAUCCUGCAGAAAUCUCCAGAAUUUGGUCUUAGAACCACAGGGGCCAUUUAACUUGUAUCACAGUCUGGUAGAUGUUGACCAGGCACGUCUUACCUUCACUCUCUUCCCCUCUGUAAUGGUGUGUCUCAGCAUCAUUUAUUUUACUGCUCCUUUCUGAGAGCUGUCUUUUCCCACAGGAGACUCUGAUGCCAGCGCCUCAUCUCCCGUAACAAUAGUUAUUUCCCCUGCCUCACCUGAAAAGCCACCAAGGAGUCGACAAGGUUUUGUUUGUUGAUCAUUUACUCAGUCAUGUAGCAACACAGCAUGGACCGGCUCUGGCACUAGCGCUGUCUAUAGCUUUUCUACCCACCACCCCUCACUCUACAGACCCCCCUAACCUGGCAGUUCUUCACUAACAGUUUCUUUUAUUGGGCUGUGUUCUGAAUGUGUGUCAUACUGAGUAAAAAGAAAAACUGAGGGUGAAACUUUGCAGCGGUCACUCACUCACACUGUCUAGCACGUGGGUGACUUUGCAUGGAAGCUCAAUACAGAAACCAGGACCAAUGUCACAUGUGGACUUUCGAGCAUGGACAAUUUUAUUGGUGCCGUCCUCUUUGAAGUGGUCAAACUAUAACAGCUGAUCUUUACUUACUACUCUGGCUGGUUUCAAACAUUUUACAAAUGAUCUGUUGCAGCGAACUCGUGCUGAGUGUAUGAUGUGUUUUUACAGAAAUGUGCUGCAUAUGUAGCCUGUUAGAUCAGUUGGUCAGUGGGAAUACUUGAUUACAAACAAGCAUAUUUUUUUAAUUGAAUGUUAAUUGUGAUACUUUAAGGGCAUUUGGCUCUUGCAGAAUCCCUGUACUCCCUUGUGUGAACUCCAAUGUCCUUCCCCUUUUGGCAAACCUCUAGUGUAAACCCCACCCCCCUUGUCUGUCUUUCCUCCUCCCUCUUUAGUGGACAAACGCUCCACAUCCACCACCAACCUGAAACAGCAGUCUGAUACUGCAAUCACCAGACGCCUAUCCUCCUCCUCUGCCACCCUCAUCAAAUCUCCUGACAAAAGUAAGUCCCCUCCUCCUCCUCCUCCCCCUCCUUCCCUUCCCUUUUGAUCCUCUCUCUCCCUCCCCCUUCCUUGUAUUCAUGUGCCGUGUCUAAACCAAUGUAAUAUUUGCCAAACAAUGGUUUAUCAGUGAGGUUACUAUUUUUAACUGAUCGUUAACAUCUUAAGAUCUAACUGCGGACAAAAAUUUUAUGUUUUCUUGAACGAACCUGCUUUGUCACCCAACUCUUGAGCCUGGAGUAAUCUGAAAACCAUGUGAUCUCCUGUGAAUCCGGCUUUCACACCAAGGCUCAUUGAAGCACAGACAGUCUGGUGAAAAGAUGCCUCCGUUCUCUGUCUCUGGAUCCAGUUAAUGAUAAACUAAUACGGGCUAAUUUUGCUGUCCCUGUGCUCUUUAAAUUAUUAGUCAUAAGGGAACCAAAUCACCAAACUUUGAGUUUUUAUCAUCUUACUUUACAGUUGUAUGGAAACCUGUCACAGUAGUAUAGGAGCAUCAGAAUUUAGAUUUUACAGGAUAAAAAAUCAGCACAAUCUGUUGAUCCAUGUUUCUCCACAGCUUCUCUGGGCUGCCAGUUUUUAUGUUGUUUCCAGUUCUCCUGGUCCAGUAUUUGUUUUUGACCUCUCUCAAGACUAUGGAUAUGCUCCAAAAAAAAGUCUGAGAGACUUUGUGUCAUUUUUUUCAUAAAUUCACCACUGGGUGUUUCAUCAUUGUCUCUCAGGUGUUAAGCAGAGGAGUUCGUCGUGUAACCGGUUGCCUAGCAAUGGCAUUGCUGCUCAGGCCAGUAAGGAAGAUGGCAAAAAGCUUCAGGUGGAACAGACAGGUGCAAAAGGUCCAAUCUCCAUCCCACACUAUGCUUUCAUAACAAAGAUGGUGUUUAGACCACAGAAUGAUAAACCUCUACAUUACAGGGAACAUAUGCAUGAAGCUCAGUGGACAUUUUUGACUCAAGCAGUAAUAGUUGUUUAUUACUUGCUUCAUGUUGUGACAUCUAUAAGAGGAAUUAGAUGGUAUAAUCACUUGGAGUAGUUCAGAUUUCUUCUAUUAGCUUCAGGAUUCUCCGUAAAAUUUGGGCAUCAGCUGCUGUAGCCUGGUGACUCACAUAAAGGCCAAAUGAUGUGCACAUGACUUGUGAACUGUGAAUCCUGGGAUUCCUUGUUGACUGCCUCCCAGCGCCUAUUUGGCUAAAAACCUCACUUUCAUGUUCGUAGGCCAUUCCAUGAAGAAGAGAAGUUCCUCCCUCACACGAGUAAGUGUGGGUAGAGCACAGACCCCUGCCAAGCCUGAUAAAGGGACAGCGGAUGAUCAAGGUGGCUAGCAUGAUCAAUCAGGAAUGGUUUUUUUCGUCAUCUGCAUUUCAGGCCUUUCUAGCUACAUAACAAGCAUGUUGCUGCGGUUGCUAACAGCUUGCCUAUUCUGAAAUAUUCGUAUUUUAAAAACGCCCAUUGCCAGCUACACAGAUGUUUUGGUGGUAAUAUUUUCAUCUGGCUUACUUCGUUGUCUUUCAUCAGUGAGUCUUCAGAACUGGUCUGCCUUUCUUUCUAUGAAUUCCUCAUUUUACUCUAAAAAUGCCCUUGAAGAAACUUAGCGGACUAACCUCUGAAUAAACCCUAAGCAGCCUCUAACCUCCUCCACACUGUUUUCUGUCUGUGAUUAAACCAGAGCAAUGUUUUUGUCCUGUUUGUUUUCACUUCUCUAUCGUCUUCACCCACCAGACCCUUCACUGUGCCUUAUUUCUCUCUUGCAGUUGAUUUCGUCUUAACCCUUUUUCAAUCAAGGAAUGGUUUUGUGGUGUACCACGUUUGCACUAACACAGUGUAUUGUUUUUUUUUUGUUGUCACAAAGUGUUGAUUGUUUCCCUCCCCCCAGAUGACGUCCUAGCUGGAUUUCAGUCACUGAGAUUGUGCUGCAGUGUGGUGUAUGCCAGUGCCACCCCAUUAACCACCAAUGCUUUUGUUUGUCCCAUAGCCAUUGUCAGCCUCUCUGUGCGGAUCAUGAGUUGUCAAAUUUCUCUUGUUAUGUGUACAUCAUGUUUGUUUUUGUUUUUGUGGUUAGCCUGUGCGUUACUACAACACUGACCCAGUAUUUAUCAUAUUAAAAAAAACAAAUACUUAACCCCAAAAGCACCCACACACUGCUCUUUUACUAAAUAUAAUAUUGUCUUAAAAAAACACUUUCCUGAUGUCUGUAUUCUGAGUAGUGAGCCGUUUUGCAGUGCUGCAGGAGCCGUCACUCCAGAGCAAAAACAAACGUCUAGAACAGAUGUCUUCUCAGUGAAGGGUUACAAAAGAAAGUGACUCUGCGCUCUCUUUUCAGUUGUUAGUAUUUAAGGACAGACUAAUUCGUCAGUAUUUAAAUUCUCCUUCUGGUAUGAUUUCUUCCUCUUCUGCUGUUCAAAAAGGGAAAAAAAAGAAAUAUUUCUACCAUGUCAUAGUUCUGGGAGCUCAUGGUGAAAUCACGGCUUGAACUGGCUCAUUACUUGAUAUUGUGGAUGGCAUUAUUUUAAUAUCAAAUUAGGUGCUUUUUGUUAAUCUUAACGAUAAAAGGGUUUGUAAAGCAGAAGCUAAAAAGCUUUUGCCUGGUUACAGUUACUUCACCUAACACUUCAAGUCCUUAACCACUUCACCAAUCACACUGCACUGUAUUGACUCUCCUCAACUCCACAUCCUUGGAAGUUCUUUCUUUGCUAAAUAAGAACUCAGGCUGGGUGUGUUUCGCCUUCUACAUUUCUAUGCAAUGAAUAAGUUUUUAAGAUUUUUGCUUAAAGAAGCUGCUGAGUACCAAUCAGCCAAGCCACCGAGUGGAAGGCAAUUUAAAAACACUAAAGAACAGUGCCAAGUGAGUUGAUCUGAGCCUUACCAUGCAGUGAAAACAAAUUUCUGGUUUCUUUCACUUCUCAUCUUCCUACCCAAUAGUAUUCCUCUGUUGUCUUUGAAGUUCACUAAUGCUUUGUUUUUACCCAUCAGCACACCUCCCUCUGACUCAAGGGACCAUUGAUUUGACCUCAUUCUCUACUUUGAUUACUUUAUUUAACUGAUCUUGAGUUACCAGACAAUCACUCUCUGGCCUGUCCCAUGAGGCUUCCAUGGCAUCCUUCCCUUACUGUCUCGCUCCGUCUGUCCUAUUGUGAUUGAGUAUCUCUAAAAGUUAACAGGAUCAAGACAGUUGAGAAGGAGCCCAUGCAAGAUUAUUGGGACAUAACCUUUGGUUGUUGAUGUUGACUCUAUCCUGUUGGUUAAAUCACAUGGUGACCUUUCUAUACUUUAUUCCUUUAUCCCUCAUCCCCCAAUUCUUACCCACUCCUCCCUUCUUGGCUUUUUUGUUCCCCUCUGUUUUCGGGUGGGUUUUCUGGCCGUGUAGCUCGCAAGCCACCGGUCGGCUCUGUGGACGGAGGGGUCCUUAGUCGCCUGCUCACCCCCACCCAGGCCUCACUAGCUAGGAGCAAGAGCGCCGCCGUCCUGUCAGCUGAAGGAACAGAUACUCCAGGUAACCUCCAUUUGGAGACCCUGAAGGAGAGGAGGGAUGGCCGCUGGUCCUCCCUACUUACCUUUAUUAAUCAGUAGAAAGUCUGCCCAGUAAAAAUUCACUAGAUCUGAGCUCAUCCUAGUGUCCUGCUGCAGACUCAUGCUUUCGGAAUAAUCCUAUCACAGCGCAUAACGGCCUCAUGAUGGCGAUAAAAUUACAGAAGUUGCUGCCUAACUCUCAAAUUAAAGCUAUGAUUGUAGCUAGGAGUUGUAUGAUGUGUUUAUUUGGUAAUUAUUUUCAGCAAAGUACACUCAUGUGAAAGAGCAUAGCUCCUAAAUAAAUAAUGACACACCCUGGUGCCGCUCACAUGCACCCUCAGAUCUACAACAAUUGGUUGUUGUGUGCCGAGGCCGGCCGAGCAGACCAGGCUCGGCUGGCUGGGAGCACUUCUCUGCAUUUGAGGAGCCUCAGAGUCCAUGCUGGGAGAUUUACUCUAAGCUGAUUACCUGUUGGUUCUUGGUUACGUCAGAAUCAGACUGUUUGGCAAAUGCAUGUGUGCAGGUAGUGUGACCAGGAUGCACGGGAAGCCUGUACACGCUGCUAUAAUGGUUAUAAAAGGCAUUGCUAAAGAAUAUACGUGCUUGACGUCACUCAGAGAAAAACAAAAACAGAUUCCAGGCUGACAUCUUUGUGGAAAAAUAACUUCAGGCCAUGUCCGUAGGGUUUAUAUGUCACUGGAUGACUUACAUGCAUUACAGUUUUAAAUUCGCUGUUUGAGUGUUUUGCUGUGGGGGAUAUACAGCACAGACAGCUAUAAUGAAUCUCCUCAAACACACUGAUGAAUACAGAUCUUUGUUGUUGACUUUCUUUUUUAAUGUAGAAAGAACCAUACUGCAACUCGCAAAGCUGCAGCUGCAUCCCCCUGUGCUGGUAUCAGGUUUUUGUGUUUAUUGACUGGCCAUUACAAACCCAUUAGCAUCUAUAGAUCUGCUAAAUAUGGCCCUGCUACUAGAAACCUGACACAGCUGAAUCAUCAGCAGUGCGGCGGUGUUGGCUCGCAGCGGGGUACAUUUCAUAGACGACAUAUCUGCUCAAUCUGCGAUCAGGAGGAAUAUCAAAACACAUUUGUUGUGACCCUUCUGGGGCAGCGAGAGUCGCCCAGGGUUCGGGAUUAUCACGGCUAAUCCCUCAAUCUGACACAGCAAGCUCAUAGCUAGUGGACAAGAGUAUUUACUCUCUGUACAAACCACAGGCAACAAUCAGUGCCAAGGACAGAGCUAUUCAUCUAUUGUCAUCCUAAGAGUUACAGUUAUAAACUGACAUGUUUGUAAUUUGUUAGUUUGGUUUGCUACAGUUGAGGUUCAUUUAUGUAUGACAUCAAGCAUUACCUUAUAAUUCCCGGAGCUACGCUACAAAUGAAGCACUCAGCGUCUGAUGUAGAGUCUGAAGUUAUUUGAUGAAGGCAGUAAGAGCUGGAAGAAUAUACAUUAUCCUUACUUUUAAGUCAGAAAACAUCACAUCAAAACAGCAAUCAUUGUGUGUUUACCAUACUAAUAAAUCUGUGUGAUAUGUAUAUUCCCUGUCAGUGAGUGUUGCCCUGUGUUGGUGGUGGUUUUUGUAGUCUGUGCUGUGUUGUGCAGUGCUGUGGAGCGCUGUGGUGCUUUGUGUUCAGGUUUGCUCAUGCUGGGUUCAAAGACUCUGGUGCCUGUUUGGGUUUUGGAUUGUUUGUGGGAUUGUUUCUCUGUGCUUCUUAUGUCUCCAGUAAUCUGCAGCUCAAUCAAAGCUUCAAAAAAAUCAAGCUGUUCCCUGCCUGAAAGAUCACUUCUAACAAAUUGCUUUUUGUGCUCUUUUCCCCUCACACAACCUCUCCCUUGCUUCCCUUUCAACCAACAUCUACCUCCCAUCACUCCACAUCUCUCCCUCCAACUCUCACUCUCCUCAUUCUCUUUUACUCCUCUUACACUUCGCUCUUUGCUGCUUUUUUGCCAAACUCGGCUGCUUAUCACGCCGCGCUUUGGUUGUGCUCCUCUGGCCCUGCGAUGACUGUGUCCUUUAUCAGAGUGUCACCUGUGUCCUCGCUCAGCCUCUGCCAGCCCCCUGCAUCCACCUCGUGGACCCCUGCGUAGCCGCAGCAUUGAUCGGCAGAAGAGUGGCAUGACCACAUCUGUGUCUGCUGAUGGAGCUCUAGACCCUUCAAUGGUGAGUGCACCUCAGUAUUCGUGAGCGACUAACUCCACUUGACCACCAAGGAAGUACUUAAUAAAACAUAAUAUUGAAGAUUAACUGAUUGUUCUGACUUUUUCCCUUUUUUAUACAGUGAAUUUUAACAUCCAGCCCUUCAUGUUGGGAUGUAGUCACUCAUACUUAAAGAUAACUGCAGUGAAAAUUAUCUGUCAUGUGAAAAUCCUCGUCCCAUCACAUCUCAGACUAUCAACAAUCAUAUCCCAAUUAAAGAAUUUUACUAAUUUUAUUUUGAUAGAAGGAUAUGAUCAUAUAAAUAAUUUCCUGCUAUCUUAAAUCAGUCGAUUUGAAUUUACAGACAGUAAGCUUGCGAUAGUUUCUCUGAUAUAAUAACACAUUCAAACUGCAACUGUAGAAAGUCAUUUACAAGAUGUUCAUAUUUCUUAAAUGCCUGCUUAUACUAUUGAAGUUGAAGGCACCCGUGUCUUCAGAACUAGCAGCAGUUCAGGUUUUCGUUUACUUCAUUUAAAUGACAUCUGAGAAAUAAGCGUGGCACUCAAGACUAAAUUUUAUGCACAUAUCCUUUCAAAUUUGCCUAACAAAGUUCCUCUGCAGGAUGCUACACAUAGGGAAAUGUCCCUCAACAAAAGAGAAGCUUUAAAGGAGAGAUGUCUCGGUUGUUGUAAGAAUUGUCUCUCUGGGAGUCUUGAAGUGUCGUGCUCUCUCUUUAAAAACCUGCAUGCCUGCCAUCCUCCUCCUCCUCCUCUGUGGCUGUAAAGGGCCUCAUUGUAAAAGCCUGAGACAAAGAGAUCCACAGCGGCCUUAUUAGGGACAGAUCAGGCCAUGCAAAGCAGACCACACCCUGAGCCUGGGGCCAGAUGUCAAAAGCUUUCGACUGUCCUCACUAUUUCAUUGUCCUCUCUGUCUUUCCUCCUCGUGCACAGAUCAGUGUGGAGAUAAUCAGAAUAGCGUGUCACUUGGGUAAAAUUAGGUCUUUUCAAUCAGCUGAUCUAGGACUUCUGCUUUAAAUAGGAGUAUUUCUUAAAGAUAAAAACCAGAAGGUAAAAAAAGGGAAAACUUCACUAUUUUUCAAAAAGUAAUUUACAAAGAUUAUGAGCAGAGUGUCCUUAGUUUAGUGAAGCAAGUGGCUGUUAUUGCUGACUGUGUAUUUAAGGAGACAUAUGUAGUUCUUGCUUUAGUGUUUUAUAGCGACAUAAAAAGGAAAUUAAUAUCUGUGCAAUGAAAUGCCACACAGUCUGUCUCUUAACUGCUCUGCCUCUUAUCUUCCCGAGAGAAUAGAGGUUACAUAGUGUUUCCCUAAACGUCCUCAGCUGAUAAGAGUAGAAAUGCACACUGAAUACAUCACUUUUGUUUACUUGCAGCGAUAAAGGCCUGCGGUCUGUCAGAGCUGUAAGACGGGGUCUGCCCGAGUGUCACAAGGUUGACCUUGCUUCUCUCGUCUGUCAUCAGGUUUACAGUGACACUCUGAGCACAUGAGCAUUAAAAAUAGAUGAAUCAAAUCUGACUCCAGGUCCAUCUCACACCAGUAUUGUCAGUUGACACCCCAGUGGAGCCAAAAGAGGCCAAUUAUAGUCUCUGUGUAUCUUUAUUCAACUAGGAAAAAUCUUGAAAAAAGGUCUUGCAGUGCACGUUCAAAUUAAGCUUUGCGUUAUAAUAAGGAACUGUAAAAGGACCUUGUUUUAUUUCAAGAAAAACACAUUUAUCGACAAGUAAGUAAGCAGUUAUUAUGGGUGGGAAGUUUUUUUAAAAUGAGUUGAACUCAGCUGAAUGAGGCAAACAUGGACAUUUUGUAAAAGGUGUUUCACUUCUGAAAGAUCUCACUCCAGUGAUAGUUACAAAUUCUCUCUUCACUCCUGUCUCUGGUGAACCUUAGAAGGACAAACAGGCAUCAUCGCCAGGAAGGCAACGUCCUCCCUCCCCAUCUUCGACUCUGGUACGCCACCGUUCUCCAUCCCCCUCCCCAGGUUCAGCUCCAAAGAGGACCCCUUCUCCAUCAGCAGCCAAGUAAGAUGAGAGCCUUCCCAAAUACAGACUGAGUGAUAUUUUAAAAGAAGUUUUUUUUUUGAGAGUUGCAGUAUGCGUAAUUUCUUUUUUUUAUUUUUACCUCCAGGCAAAGUCCCAAGACACGCCCACCAUCCCCUGGUGCAAUGAAACAACGUCCCCCAUCCCCCCAAACUACAUCCAAACCUCCACCUAUCCAAAAACCAGCUCUCACUCCAACUGGACCCCCCACCCUGCGGAAGAGGGACUCUAAGCCCAACCUGUGUCCUGUUCCUGGUGUACCUCUGCAGUCCCCAGACUCCAGUAAGACCAAAGAGAAAGACGGUGAGCAGCUCUUAUCAAAGUUCAUCAUAUAAAUGUGUCGCUGUUCCUCAUAAAAGUGAAACACCAUUAAAGAUCUAGCAGGCAGGCCUAACGACCACAGGCAGCUGAUUUUAAUUAUUCAUCACCAGUAUUUUCCAGCCGAUUCUUCCACUAUUAAGGAGAGUGUUUGCACUAAUCCAUGGAGAGAUGUUUUUCAACUUCCACUGUCUCUCUUAUCUGAAGCUCUGCAAGCCUAAAACCCUCUGUGAUCACAGCUUCAUACUUCUUCAAGACGAGCCACUUAAUUUCUGAGAUCAGGAGUGUUGACAUCUGCUUCAAAUAGACCAUCUAUAUUAUUGCAUGUGAGAAUGUCCAAGUUUGAACGUGUGCUGUAAACUGACGUGGCAACGGUUCGGCAUGCAGUAAAUCAGAGAGGUGCAGGUGACCUGUGGAGAUCCAGCUGGAGUCCCAUGCUGUCACAGAACUGACAGGAUGUGACUCCAGCUGUUGUUGCUGCCAUCUGCUGGACAAAACCAUGUCCUGCUUGAUAAAAUAGCUGCAUUGUAACAUAACACUGGAUGCAUUGAGGGUGUCUUUUGUAUUCAGAAUUUUCCAUGUAGUAAGCAUGAAUAUUGUCAAUAAUGUAUUUAAAGAUCCCUGAAAAUAAAGACAGAGCUCAAAAUAUUUAAUUAAACAAAUAGUUAAAAAGAAGCACUGAGUGUCUCAGAACUGUAGAUGUAUGGUUAGAAGUUUGAGGGCUGUUAUAAAUGUAAAAUUAUAAAAUAUAUCUAAAAUGAAAAAUAAAUAUAAGAUACAAAUAUAAAAUUUGAUGCAUUAAAUCAGUAAAAAAAAACACAUCGUGAGAUGUGAGGGUAUGGAAUACAGCUGUUCAUUUUCGAUGUAAUGUUUAUGAAAGUGGGUGCUGGCUGUCAAAUUUUUCACCCACUGAUUGAAAUAACAGAAAAUUGACAAUUUCAUUAUGUGUAGACCAUUGUCAUAUUACGUGGACCUUAUUGAAAAUCAGAUACAAGUCUCAUAUUUUCAACAAGUAAGUCAAGUUUGCCACGGUAACUGAAGCGACACUUAACAAAUUAAAUUUGUUACCAUCCUCACUUUCUGGGAAUGCUUUAAAAAGUUAAAGUCAACAAAGAAGCAUCAGGAUAGUUAUUUUCUCCUCUUGACUUCAGGCCUAAGAAAGCUGUCAUUGUCUACAGAGUAAGUUUGUGAUUUCACUUUGUUAAUUAUGUUACUGGCAAACUUUCAAGUGGUCAGUUACACUUCGAUAUCACAGGAGGAUCUAUAUGUCAGUGUUAAGCUGCUGUCUGACUCAUUAUUUACUGUGAAAUUAAGAUUCCCUUGAAGCAGUCACACAGAUGCUUCACAGCAAAAAAUUAAGAAGUGGUUUGUUUCAUUCAAAGGAUUCUUCUACCAGGUAUCUAAAUCAAGAUGACUAUGUAUUUUUUUUCUUCUCUGGAAGAGCAAAUCUUUUGUUUUGCUUUUCAUCUGAACCCACCAAAGGUUCUGCUUACUUCUCUCUCUCUCAUUCACCGUCAGCUGUCGCCUCAUAGACUCAGCGUUACCACAAGAAAAAGAUGUGAUGAUGUAGAUUAAACAGCAAAUCUUUCACCGUAUAAGCAUAUUUUUCAUACUGGCGUAUUUAUUAACACGUCGCCCAACAGAACACGCCAUAUUCCUGUAGAAAUGAAUAACAAUCAGAGGUCUCUCAGAGAGCAGAGAGGGGAUCAUAUGAUAGUUAUACAACCAAGUAACCCCAGCCCUUCUUCUUUGUCACAAACAACCUUCAGCACAAAUCUGGCUUUCUGUCUUUUCUGUCAUCAUCAUUGCUUAAUCAUCUUUUCCUUUAAAAAGAGUCUGAUACUCUGGUCUUUUGUCUGCAAUACAGAUAGAAAUGGAUGAAACAAGAAGUUAACAAACCCUCUGUACAUUUGUGUUUCCUCCUGACUCUAUAGCUGCACCAGGAACCAACUCAGCUGCUGAGGCCGCCAAGAUCCUGGCAGAGAAUCGCAGAUUAAUGCGAGAGCAGAAGGAGAAAGAGGAGCAGCUCAGGCUGCAGAAGGAAGAAGAGGAAAAGUAAGACAACUGUGCAACAGAAUACCCUCAAAAAUAAGUAGUCUGAAGAGUCUAUUGUUAUUCAGUGAAACUUAUGUGUGUAGUUUGUUAGAAAAAACACUGCGGCACCUGUUUUGCCUAAUGGUUAAAGUCAGUGUAAAGAGACCUGCAGAACUUAAAACAACUGUGAACAGCAACUCCCCUCAGUUUUAAGAGAUUUAUAUCGUUUCUCUUGUUUUUGUUUUCCAUACAAUCUCUAAGUCUUUUCCUCUGUUUCUUUGUUACCCCAGGUUAAGAAAGGAAGAAGAGGCACGUUUGGCAGAAGAGGCUCGACUGAAGCGCCUGGAGGAGGAGAAGAAGCUGGCAGAGGAAAGGAAACUGAAAGAAGAGGAAGAUGCCCGUCUAGCAGAAGAGGACAGGUUGAGACAGGCAGAAGAGGAAGCUGCAAAGCAGGCGGAGCUGCAGAAGGAGCGCGAGGAGGCUGAGGCCAAAGCCCUGGAGGAGGCCGAGAGAGUCCGUCAGGAGAGAGACCGCAUCAUGCAGCAGAACCAGCAGGAACGGAUGGAGAGGAAGAAGGUAUGGAAAGACGGAGAGUACCUGACAUGAUUCAAUAGUUUUUGUGAAGAGAAGAGGUGUUAGUCUUACCAGCAUCAAAAGUCACAGAAAACCAAAUUGAUUUGUGUUCACCUGACAAGUCAUUGAGUCCUAACACUAGUUAUGUUUAGCUUUGAUUUAAUACUCUAAUGGCCAUGAUAGUGUUUUUGAAUCAAAUAACAAAAAUAGUUUAAAUCGUUUACUCAAAGUCAGAAAUAAACAGAUAAUAUUUUUUCAUGCACCUCACUGUGUCGAUCCAAACACCAUAAAAAGUGUUUUCUUCCAUUUCAGAGAAUUGAAGAGAUAAUGAAGAGAACCAGAAAAGGGGAACAAAUGGACUCAAAGGUGAAUUCACAUCCAUGUUUAAAUACCAUCUACACAGUGUGUGUUUGUGUGUGUAUGUUUCCUCAUGUUUAUGUCUCUUGUGUAGAGAGAGGGAGGCGAUGAUGAUAAAUGCACUCUGGAGGAUGGGGAUGGGGAUGAUGGAAAGGAUCAGAUAGACUCAGAGACUAUGAGUAAGUAUUCUGCUUACCUACCAUUAAUAAAUGCAGGACAUACAAAAUAACACAUGAUGAUUCACGCAUGUUUGAAUUGACUGAAGGUGUGUCUCUGUUUGCUUUGUGUGCACAUGCUUCAAAUAUCAAGUUUGUGUGCAUGAAUGUGCAAAACUCUUAGAGGCUCAUCCGCUUCUCUUCCUCUGUAUCGUCUUGUAGGCCAGUCAGAUGACAUUGCCAUGGAUGCAGACACAGAGGAGUGCAGUAUGUCCUCUGGAGAGCCGGGGAAACAACAUAACGAGCCCCUGGGCAGUGUGAAUGGAGAACUAGAGACAGAUGACAAGGAGAAUAACAAUGGCUCAAGCACGGAUGAGACCCAAGCUGUGAGGUAUGACUUUGGGAAAGAGAAUGAAACCCACACAGACUGGGCUCGGAGUUAUGAUGACGGUGCUUGAGUUGUAAACUUGUAAUAAUGCACAGAAGAGGUGAAAUUCACAUGCAGUGGACAUGUCCAAACUAAACUCUCAACUGGAUCUGUCUUUGAUCAGCAGCGUCGCCUAUCACACAGCAAAUAGGCUGCCAUACUAAUCAACGCAGCAAAGCAUACAGGAGGCGUAUCAGCUCCGUCACAGCAUCGUAUCGAGAGCAGCACUGCUCAAGAUACGUGGCAAGUCUAUUUUUGCUGCUCUACGCUUCCAAUGCGUGUAAAUUCUCACAGAGGAGAUCGUCCUAGACAGGAAGUCAAGCAUGAAAACCGUGCAUUUCAUCCGGUAUUUCAAAAUAAAACACCAUAUGCGAAAUACUUCCUGGUUAUGAAUUUAUCCGUAACACAGAAUAAUCCGGUAAAAGUAACAGCACAGCAUAAAGGAACAUAGUUUACUUAAUUAAACACAAGUAAACCUGCAAAAACCAAAACUGUAAAAUCACGUUGCUUUGUCAGAUAUAGUAGAGCCGGGGUGGACAAUCAUGUGCCAUGGAGGGCUGAGAGGCUGCAGGUUUUCUUUCCAGCCCAAAACUCCACCAAGUGAUUUCACUGUUUGCAGCCUCUCGGCCCUCCAUGGCACAUAAUUGCCCACCCCUGUAGUAGAGGCUCAACAGUCACUGAAUAAUAUCCAAAUUAGCAGGAAAUAGACCACAGAAAGGAAAAACAUCCUGUUGUGAGCAUGUUGUUUCCUCUAUACUGAGCCCAGCUGACCGGGGCUGUGCUACGCUGCUGCUACGCUCCAAAUACGCAUCCUGUAUGCUCUACGGAGCAAAUACGGAACGCGCCCAGUACGGAUCCUGUAUGUUUUCAGCUUUAGUAAUAGUGAGGUGAGCCCUGGUAGAAAAAUUGAUGAAAUCAUGCAGCAUGCGAAUACAAUAGAGGAAGUAAAGCGUCUAGUAUUACACAAUCUACAGCACAUCUUGCAGGUCACAACCAGAGAUCACUGUCUAGCCAGGGGCAGUCAAACUCAUGUCCUCAAAGUCUUCCUGGAACCAGAAGGUUCCCGUGGUUCAUAACCGUCUCCCAUGAUCUCUGUUCCCUUCUCUCCUCUGCAGUCCAACCCCCAAAGCCCGCCUCGUUGAGGGCUCAGAGUUCCUGAAUGAGCAGGACUCUGCCAAUGUGGUCUCAGGUCUUAAUGGUAAACCCAACCAAUGGAGCUUUGAGGAGUUCAUUGAUCUUAACGUCCACUCCAAGACUCACCCCCUCAUUGAGGCAGAGGACUGUAACCAGGUCUUGAUUAACUGUGACGGAAGCUCGGAUGGGCCCAGGGUAGCCUUCGAGGACAAGGGAACCCCGGUGAACACCCUUCACUCUUCUAAUCAAACCUUAGAAGCCAUGUCAGGUGAGUUCAACCCCUUCACCUCAGAGGAAUUAAUCCAGUCACAUCUUUAUAAAAGAGACUGUAACCAUUUCUUCUUGUCUCCACAGAGAUUUGACUCUGCUGCUGUCGCUGACAUGCUCUUGUUGCACUCAUCAAGUUCCUGUUAAGCUGAGCUCCUUUAAAAACAAAAAAGAAAUCCUCCUACAGUUCCAGACAGCUUUCUCCUCUUCCUCCUCCUCCUCCUCUUCCAGGGGGAGGAGCUUGAGGUGACGCAAAAAAAAGACCACCCCAAGUGCUACAUUUGCACCCUGAAUGAUGAGGAACAAAAUAUAUAAAGGUUAUAUAUAUAAAGGUUAUGCUUCAGGGAAAUUCCAUAUAGUCCUUCAGUGUGCUCGCUUCAAGUCUCUCCCCCCUUCCCUCAUGUGUUUAGUUUUUGUCCAAUUUUUUUUUUCUAUGUUGUGUCUAAUUUUGAUGUUUUUUAAAAGUUUUGUCUCGUGAGGGGUGCAUUGUCAUAAUUUAUUAAUUUUUGGCUUCUUUACCGUAAUUAUUGUUAUUAAAUGUUUAGUCUGUUGUUUCUCUUGUAUGAAAAUAUUCCAUGAAACAUGUACAUUAGGCUGUGUAAAGUGAAUAUGAUGUUAAUAUGUGAGUUAAAGGAAGGAGCGUUAUUACAUUCUGUUCUGUGAGGGGGUUCAAGCUCACCCAAAUUUACUUGACUGGCUGCUUGUUGCAGCAUCCAGCGAAAUGGCCUUACAAUUAUAUCCCAAUACUUUAUUUCUAGACGUGCAUUGCUUGUGCUGGGGCUGAUACACACACAGAAAAGCAAUUGUCUAUUAUGCACAUGUUAUUGGAGGCAGAGUCUGUAUUUACACUUAACUGAUUUUUCUCUAAUAUUCUCCGUAAAGAGCACACAAGUCAUCUCCCAGCUUUUCUCACCAGGGUUCCUUCUUUGCCCACUAGAGGUCUCUAGAAGCACAACUUUAGCUGUUACAUUUCAAGUUGACAAAUGUUGAAAUUCAUGACUUCACUUUAGUGUAAUUUACAAGUUCACACAUAUUCCAGCAGUUUUUUUUUUUUUUUAUAAAUGUACAUAGAAUUUAUGUUUACUAACAUUAUUGGAAUUAAAAUCAGAUUACAUCAGUUUAAGUCUCAGCCUAAGUGAUAAUAGUUUCAUUGACUCUUUGAAGAACUCUUACAAGUUUGCUUUAUAAACAGGUGAAGUCCAGUAGUGUUCUUUAUACAUUUAUCAAAUAACCUAAUAAGAGUGUUUGGUGUUUGUGUCACAAUAUCCAGGACCUACCUUUGCUUGAACUUAAUGAUCAGGAUGCUAAUCGUUUAGUUUGAUCAGAGCUUCCCAAAUACAUAAACAGACACCUGUUUGAUCACCUCCAUUAAUAAUUUGUUUUUCCACAACAAACAAACUGCUGCAGCGGAAAAGAAAAAUGCAUUUCAGCUAUUUUUUAUAAGACAAAAAUAUGGCUUUUUGUUUGUAUAAGAAAAUACAUUUCUACAUAUAUAUUUAAGUGUUAUUGUAUUGUGUGAAAAAUCAGUAUUAGGCAAACAAAGCCAUAGGAUGAAGCGGCGUCAGGACGUGGAUUAUUGAAGUUUAUGUGACUGUUUCUCGUUAGAUUUCUGUUCAGUUGAUGCCCUGUGGGAAAACCCAGAGCUCACUAAAAAAAACCUUUUCCACCAGACUUUUCCAAAUCAAGGGGGCAGGUGAAGACCCUAUCUAUGUUUUUCAUGUGUGGGUAUAUGAGAGUCUCACUUUCCAAGCCCUGAUUCUGAGCACUGCCUCACAGCGACAUGUCUGACACAUGGUAUGAGUCAUAGCUGUGCCUCUUCAUGAUGCAUUUAAUGUCAUCAAAAUAUGCUUCGCAUUAUGUCAGUCACUUUGAUCAUAUUGUUGGUUAGUUAUGUUUCUUCUAUCAGCUCAGGGCACAACUUUCCUGCUCCGUAAAAUGACCCAUGACACAACAUAAAAAAGUCAGAAGUCAUGGCUCAGACUUGUUUUCCAUAUAAGUUCAGGACAUGUCACGAAUUGUUUCUUUUUAUGUGAUUCCUUUUGCUUGAACAGCCCAAUGUUUUGGGGACCUUGAAUUUUGCCUUGUUCUCCUCUGGCUUUCAAACCUUCUUUCUAACACACAUCCUUUUGUACAUAAAGACUAGGGGCUCUAGAUCUUUGUUUUGAUUAAGAAGCUCUAAGAAUGUAACAGCAGGCUACAGGAACCGUCCUUCAUUUCUUAGCAUGUCUUUAGGAGCUGCUCGCUUCCAGUUUACUUACAUUGUUCAGAUAAAACUAUGAGACACAUUGCACUGUCAGACAUUACUCACUAUAUUUAAAGAGUGCUUACAAAGAGGAGCUUUACUGUACAGACAUGUAGGAGAGUGGUGUGAUGUUCUGAGAGGAAAGACGUGUUUAGGAGGUUUCAUUCAUAAGCAUAACAUCCCCUAAACCCGCUCCCCUUCUGCUGAAGGGGGGCUGUUGUAGCUGCUGCUUUAACCAAUACUGUAUCUUCUCCAGGUCCUGCUGCAUCUUUAGGGGCUGCAGCACAGAGCUGACUGUCCCUAAUGUUGUCCUUAAAUAUAGUAUAGAACGGUGCCUUAGAUUUAGAUUUAGUAUUUUUACUGUGUCACAGUUAACUGAAAAAGCUUGUCCUUACCUCGGCCUCGACAAUCAGUCCACUCUACCCCUGGGCGACUUUGUGAAUAUGGAUAUUUUCUCUGGAACAUUUACUAAACCUAACCCUGUCAGCUAAUACGAUUUGUACUGUAAAUAUAUCUAAAGUGUACUGAGAUGAUACAAACUGUUCAAAAAUAAAGUCUUGCUGAAGUA